Molecule: messenger RNA, 3578 nt
Organism: Chelmon rostratus (copperband butterflyfish)
Lineage: Eukaryota; Metazoa; Chordata; Actinopteri; Chaetodontiformes; Chaetodontidae
Product: leucine-rich repeat flightless-interacting protein 2
Exons: 6
Coding region: 111-1100 (329 amino acids)
Biological process (GO): regulation of DNA-templated transcription
Source: RefSeq, a predicted model, not a curated record
UUCAGUAAGUGCUGCUGCGUAGGAAGCAACACCAAACACCACUUCACCUACACCCUGAGGGUCUGGAGGUGUCUCUUACAUAAACGAAAACUUAAUAUAAAACAUAAAAAAUGCAUUCAGUCACUCUGGACAGCAGUGGUUCGCCAAAGAAACGGACGUUUUCUCGGGGAAUCAGCGAGGAUGAGUCCCUCCGCAGCAUUAUAAAAGAGACCGACAGUUCAUCCAGGCGUCUGACACGGAGCGACAGCCGACCAGGCACCCUGAAGAAGAGGAGUGACAGUCAGCAGUCUGACCAGGACCUCUUCAUGGGACUCCCAGAAAUGCUGGAGCUGCAGGCCAGCUAUGACGAGGUGGUGCAGGAGCUGCGUGGGCUGGAGGUCGAGCGAGAGGCUCUGUUGUUCCAGGUGGACGUCCUGCAGGACACGCUGGAGGGUGUGGAGGAGCUGCUGGCUGAGGCUCAGAGGGAAGCUGGACAGGCUAGUUCUGAGCUGGAACGAGAAAGGGAGGCCAAGAGGAAACUAGAGAGUAUGGUCUGCUCUCUGAUGCAAGAGGUGGAGAGAUUAAAAGAGGAAAGGAAUAACAAACCAUCAGCUCUAGCAGAGACACAUGGAAUGGUGGACGAGGUAAUAAGACAAGGACACCAACUGAGAAAUGCCGCAUGCAGAGAAGACAAAGACUCGUCGCCGUGCGAAAGCAGAGGCCGAGCAUCAGUGGAAGUCGGACCGAGUGACGAGGCGGAGGAUGAAGGAUGUGUCCUGACGAAGCUGCGGAAGAUGGUCAGUAAGCCCCUGAGCCACAUACCCUCUCUUGCACUAGACGGCCCAGUCUCUGAGGAAGGAGUCCUGCGGAGGCCUUGCGAGAACAGCGUCGAGGGCGGACGAGAUCCUUCUCCGGACAGGAACGACUCAGACAGCAUAAGUGCCUACGAAGAUGCAUCUGCUGAGACUCCGGAGCAGGACAGGAUGUUUCUGGGUGAAGCAGACGCUUUGGAGCUGCCGGAUGAUUCAGAAAAUAAAGAGAGAAGUUUGACUAACAACUACCAGAUCAAUGACAGCGAGACCCAAGACCCCAGAAACCCUGAACUUUGUGUCGUGUCUUAACUAACGUGUCUCAUCUGCGUCUGGGCAAAAGCUCGAAGGUCAUUAUUGAGCAAUUGGUGUAAUUCAAGAGCGCUUUGAUUUGCAGUUUACACACAUCUGAUAUUUAUGUUCUUAGAAAAGUUUGAUGCCAGUGAUAACAGUUGCAGUUAGAGCUCCAACAAGUUGUCGAUUCACUAAAUAGUUGACGGAAAGAAAAUUAAUCUUUGAGUAAUUUGUAUAAAACAUGCCAAAAAGUUUGCUCAUUUUAGCUUCUCAAAUGUGAGGAUUUGCUGCUUUUCUUUUUCUUUGUUAUCUUUGUAAUUCGGGCCAAAACAAAUGAUUUGAAGAUGUCACUCUGGGCUCUGGGAAACGCAUGACGAUUUUUCACAAUUCUAUACCAUUUUAAAACUAUACGAUUAAUUAAGAAAUUGAACGUCUUCUGAAUUGAUAAUGAACGUAAUGGUUAGUUGCAGCCAUAGUUCUAAUGCACUGUAGUAGAGUUGUACAUUUCAGUUUUAAAUUAACAACAAAGGAACUCAGGAUCCAGGUGGUUUACUAGCUGGAAUUCCACUGAUGACUACUUAAUAUUGAUUGCCAAUUAUUUCUUUUAGAUGUCUUAAGUUUUUGUUUUUUAUAUACUAGGAUAGACAUGGAAAGAAGUCCAUGAUGCUUUGACCAUUUACCUCUUUGGUAAUCUUUUAAGAAGGGUGGUUUUAUAUACCAACAGCUGCCAGCACACAAAUCAGGAUUUACCUGUGGACAAAACACGGUGAGCUCUGUUCGUGUUCAGCUGCUUUGUCUCCAGUCAGACCUGCACAUGAGGAAGACAGGAAUUUAGAGAUGCAGUCUAAGGAUUUCAGCCAGUCAACAGCUGGUAGCUGCAUGUAAAGCUGUGUGAGCUGCAGAGCUCACUGUCAGGGACAUGUGUGGCAUCCAUCUUUGGAAGCUUGGAUCAGACACAGGUGAUCAAAGGCAGUCUGUAAUGAGGUUUUAAGGUACAGAUUUUUUAAGAAAGGGACAAUGCCAUCUGUUUACUGCCUUGCUGACCUUCACAGGAACAUUUAUUUUUUUUAUCUUUCAUAUACGGCCCUUUUUCCUGUUUAUUAUUGAUUUUAGGGAAAUUGAUUUAGCUGCAUUUGCACUUUUUAAAGUUCUUGUAAUGUGGCAUAAAUUUGUCAGAUUACAUUAGAAACAACAUUCCCUUUACAACCAAACACGUCAGCGAGAAACAGUUGUCUGACCUGCUGCGGGCUGUAUUCUCUGCGCCUGCAUGGUAAUACUGUAUGUUUGCACAUUUGCAGUGAAACUUGCUGAAAUUAGUCUCUUUUGGAUGUCUCUGAUUGCUGUAUACACUUUGUAUUUAAUUGCCAUUUUUGUAUGCUUAUUUUUUUACAAUCUUGAAUUUCUUUUUUAUGCUUGAGACAGAGAUAGACCAUUUCACGUCAUUUGAGAUAGUUUGCAUGAACACCUAAGAAUGUAUAUUGAUUUCCAAACUGUACAUGAAGUGAUCUGUCACUUAUUAGUAGUUUUGCACGCAGUACUUUCACACAUGUAUCGAAGUUAUUUACUGCAAACUUUGUUGUUUUGAAGAAAUUUUCUUGUUUGCAAAUAAUCAUUCAUACCCUGGUUUUAGCUAAAUUAACAUUUUCAAGUUUGAGGGGACGUAUCAUGUGACACAACAUUAUUUUAAAAUAAAAAUCACAAUCUUGAUCCCUGAUGCUGUCACAUGGAAAACAAAAGUGGAACAAUAUUAAUACAUUUAUGGAAGUUAGAAUUGCUGUUACUGCAUGUAGCUGCAUAUCAUUUUGUGGGUUUGAGGCAGAAUAUUAAUGUUCGUAUGAACCCAUUUGUCUUUUGUAUUUUUAGCUUACUUUGAUCACUCAGUCCUGUUUGAACAUUAUCCUGGUUCACGUGCUAAUAUUUGCUCUGGCUGGCCACGAUGCAUAAGCAGCUCACAUGAUGUGCUUUUUCCUUUCCACAAAAUGAGCUGAUGGGAAGCAAUACUGUUACUGUAGUGCUGUUAAUGUAGUACUGUUACUGUGGUACUGCUGCUGUAGUGCUGUGUGGUGGCAUUUGGUCAGCUCUUGAACAAUCAGGUCAUUUCAACAUGACAAAAUCAUUGGUUGUUCAUGUUGUCGUCAGCAAUUCAUUUUAUUUUCUGUUUAGUUUCCCGUCAGGUGAAAGGAUUCACAUUACACAACUUAGACAAUGUUUAACUGAUGAAACGUCACAUUUCAGUGCACAACAGUGACUUUUGACAAUUUGUUAAGCUAUCAAGUUGUUUUUGUGUUUUUCUCUCCCACAACAAUGCAAAAAACUGUUCUUACUGCAUUUUGAUGCAUUUUAUGGGUCUAGAUAUUUUUGACUUGUUCUCAGCUUUCUAUUAAAUAUUCAGAUGUAACAGUAAAUGACAUGAAUUUAUACUUGUAACCGAAAUGACAUUCCAGACAUAUCAAAAUAAAAAUGAGUGAAUAAAGCUUGAUUAGUCACUUGUUUUGA